GUAGACGUUAGGGAAGGCGUGAUUUCGUACUUCCUGACAAAAUGCAACAAGUGUUCAGGCUGAUGUAACUCGCUUGCCGUAUUUCAUAGAUAUCGCUACGUUGAAUGUUGUGGAGCUCACAAGCAUUAUAUAAUGUCAGCACCACUUCAACCCAGAGAGGAUGGUAAAUUCAUUGCCGAGAACAGCAAAGAUGUAUUUGUGGAUUCAGAGGGCAUUUGGAAGCUUGCAGAGAAAUUGUUUGAGAAAAUCAACAGAAAAGAAAUCACACUGGCUGGUUGGAAGUCCUUGCAUGAGCUAAACCCACAAAGUUCUGGAGAAGAUGCUGUCAACUGGGUGUUCUUUGCGGACACUCUAAAUUUUUCUUUCUGGUCUGAGAGUGAAGAAAAAAAGUAUCUAGUCAAGUACAAUGGAAAGGAGUACAGUGGAUACUGGUCCUUAUGUGCAGCUAUAAACAGAGCCUUGGAUGAAGGAAUACCAAUCACCAGUGCCUCCUACUAUUCCAAUAUUACCAUGGACCACUUAAAACACAUAUUACGCUCCGACUCCGAUUUUCCCAUUCCGAUGAUAGAAGAACGGCUGGAAAUCCUUCAUGAGAGUGGAAAGAUCCUUGUAGAAACGUUUGGAGGUUCCUUCCUGAAUGUUGUAAAGAUGAGUGAAAAGAGUGCAAUGACGUUAAUGCAUUUGGUGGUGAAGCAUUUCCCAUCAUACUAUGAUGAGGGUGAGAAGGUGGCAUUCUACAAACGUGCCCAGAUUCUUGUUGGUGAAUGGGGGGUACUAGAAGGCAAAGGUGAUGGCUGCUUCUAUGACAUUUCUAAAAUCACCAUGUUUGCCGACUACAGGAUUCCUCAAGCCUUGGUUCACUUUGGAGUCAUGAGAUACUCAAAGGAGCUGCUGCAAAAGCUAAAUAAAGGUUUUGUAUUUUUCAUUUAG
Messenger RNA from Spea bombifrons (plains spadefoot toad), 930 nucleotides. RefSeq names its product queuosine salvage protein-like. Lineage: Eukaryota; Metazoa; Chordata; Amphibia; Anura; Pelobatidae. The record is from RefSeq and is a predicted model, not a curated record.